Fusarium coffeatum is the source of this 2874-nucleotide messenger RNA. RefSeq lists its product as uncharacterized. The record is from RefSeq and is a predicted model, not a curated record. The coding region runs from base 1 to 2874 and encodes 957 amino acids. The transcript is spliced from 3 exons. Gene Ontology annotation, molecular function: protein binding. Lineage: Eukaryota; Fungi; Ascomycota; Sordariomycetes; Hypocreales; Nectriaceae.
AUGUCGGCCUUCAAAUCAUUUUCUACUGUCCGGGGUGAGGGUGGUCUGUCUAGACGACGCGACUCUUCAGCCCUUUCCACCCUUCCCGAAUCUGAGCCUCAAGUGCGCCGCCAGAGCCUCGCUGCUCGUUCCGAUUCACAAGUCAAAGGUGCUGGUACUUCACUGGACCUCCCAUCGAGCAGGCUCUCGACUACACAACCAUCUCUGUCCGGUUCCCAGAAUGCAAAAGAAACAAAAGACAAGAGACCAUCGUUUAAACCGAUUCAACCAAGCCCUCCUCCUAAUGCUGGGCUGGACCCUUUAAGCACGCAAAUAUACCUGCGAACUAACAGCAAUACUGGAGAGCCUACUAUUGCGCAAAGAUUAAGAAGUCAAGGCCGAUCUGAAAGUGACAACAAUCAGAGGCAAAGCUCUGAACUCGGCAAUCUCCCCGGUACUCCUCAAGAUUCCAGCAAGGAUCGAAGGAAAGGUGUAUCCUUCCUUAGCCGACUGGGAAUGCGUGGAAGUUGGAGAAAAGAUGACGACUUACACGACUCCGACUCCGAGUUGGGUGACCUACGAACCGAUGGAACUUAUGCCCGAGCUCUCACAUCCGUCGUCGGUGCAGGCGGCGGAUACAUCCCACUACACAAGGAACCUCCACGGUACAUUCGAGUCAAGGCGCACAACAAGAAAGAAAGAGAGUACAACCAUUUGUUCCUCGCACAAGAACUUACAGCCUCCGAACACAAGCACCAAAACACGCACGGCCGAGCGGUAGCGACAGCAGUUGGAAGCAAGAUACUCAGAGGCGGUGAUGCAAUUUGGGCGGCAGAGUUUAGCUUGGAUGGACGAUAUUUGGCUGUUGCUGGGAAGGACCAGAUCGUGCGAGUUUUUGCCGUUAUUUCGACCCCUGAGGAACGCAAGGCACAUGAGGAAGAAGAAGCACAAAACGGUGCUGAUGGCGAGAAGCUCAGUGCUCCAGUCUUCCGUACCAAACCUGUACGGGAGUUCAAGGAACAUACGGGCGAGGUGCUCGCCUUGAGCUGGAGCAAGAAUAACUUCCUACUUUCGUCUUCGAUGGACAAAACAGUCAAGUUGUGGCAUAUGAGCAGAAAUGACUGCUUAUGCACCUUUGUCCACAAGGAUCUGGUAACUUCGAUCGCCUUUCACCCUACAGAUGAUCGGUUCUUUCUUGCAGGAUCGCUAGACGCGCAACUACGAUUAUGGAGUAUCCCAGAUAAGAAUGUGGCUUUUCAGACGUCGUUAGGCGAGUUCAUCACUGCUGUAGCAUUCUCUCCCGACGGUACUAUAGCCAUCUGUGGCGUGCUCAGCGGCUUGUGCACUUUCUACACAACUGAGGGAUUGAAACUCAAGUACCAAAUUCAUGUGCGAUCCUCAAGGGGUAAGAAUGCCAAAGGAAGCAAGAUCACAGGCAUCCGAACUAUGACCAUACCCGAAGGACCUGACGCUGGACAAGUCAAGGUUCUCGUUACCUCUAACGAUUCGCGAGUUCGAAUCUACAAUCUGAAUGACAAGGUGAUUCAGGUCAAGUAUAAGGGACUGGAGAACCAGUCGAGUCAGAUCAAUGCGCGCUUCAGUGACGACGCCAACUACAUCAUCUGUGGAAGCGAGGAUCGCAAAGCUUACAUCUGGAAACUUGGUUCCCAGGAUGAGAUAAAGGAUAAACAACCCUAUGAAUCAUUCGACGCCCACCCCGAAGUCGUGACCACGGCUUUGAUGGCACCUGCAAAGAGUCGGCAGCUACUAAGCGCAUCGGGUGAUCCUAUUUACGACCUAUGCAACCCACCACCCGUAACUUUGAGAAGUUUGGAGGAGAGCACAGCAAGUCAAUCAGCCCCUUCCGAGGAGGAACACGGCGACUCGCUACACAGCAACAAACGUCCAGAGGAAACGCCUGCAUAUGUCGAGCGAUCCAGGCAUAUCGACGGAAACAUCAUUAUUACAACUGACAGAACGGGCAAGAUCAAGGUGUUCCGACAGGACUGCGCCCAUAAGAAGAGGCAGCAGGGACUGUGGGAGUCGGGUUCUAGGUUGUCGAAUCGUUUGUCUGGUGUCGGAAGAAGCGGAAGUGUUAUGACCAGAACGAGUGCGAGCAGUCGUGUGCAAUCAAGACGUGGCUCUCUCACUAUUCCAGGUCCUAACCCUAUUCAACUCCAGCAUGCUUCCGACAGAAUUAACAGUUGGCGGCAAGAUAUCGAUGGUGAGCGACCCAGUCUAAACACCCCAGCACGAAGUGAACGGUCUAUGUCUCCCAAUAAACCGACACAAUCGCCUGUCAACUCAGCCGCGAAUUUGGCAGCAGAAUCUCGAAAACAACCUUACGCAUCGAGUCCGAUCACUCGUCCAGCCCCGACAAGUCCUGCUAGCAGUGGCAUGUCGCACCGUACCACAAUCAGGGCGUCGCAAGACCGGGAUAGAAAAAACAGCAUCACGAGUCCGCCAACGCCAAGCUUCAGUCUCAUCAGCGCAUCAGACUCCGAUGGCCUGAAUGAUCGGGAAGGCAGUUUUUGGAAUCUAAGCCGAUGGAGAAGUUCCCGUCAGAGUCUCCGACACUCCUCUGUGUUGUCGAGCCCCAAUGGAUCUCCAAACCCGGGUCAUACUCGCUCAGGCAGCGAGUUUCUCAGCGUCAGGGAUCGAUCUUCCCCACGAAUGAGCAUGGGCGUCAAUGACUCGAAGCCAACUCGCGAAGAAAUAGCUAAUCGACGCAAGUCAGCCGGCCCCAGGCUGACAUCGAGGCUAUCGGUGCAAAGCGAUGACAAAACUGGAUUUGAGGAGGAAGUCGACACGCAUGACCAGGUCACCCCGACUAAGAAACGGGUGGACUCUGGCGUCGGACGUAUUAGCGACGAAUCGACGAACUCCGUUGUUUAG